Messenger RNA from Linum trigynum, 6024 nucleotides. The record is from the annotation of a GenBank genome assembly. NCBI's taxonomy places the organism in Eukaryota, Viridiplantae, Streptophyta, Magnoliopsida, Malpighiales, Linaceae.
CAAAAUUGACAAAACAAACAAAGCCUUAAAUCCCUAAAUAGUCAUCUUCGUCAAAACAGAGCGGCUAAACUCCCUCCGCCGCUGCACUCCAAACGAUUUCGCCGACAGGCGAUCACCUCCAACCGACCCUGCACAGCGGACAACGGCCCUCCUCUUUCUUGCCGCCCCGCCAUCAUGGUCCUCCAUUAGCACCCCCCUCCUCUAUACUGCCGCAAUUGGGCAUGGUUCAAUCAUGAAGUUGCGGGUGAUCAGGAUUUUGAAAUCCUACGAACACAGUGGUCUGCGGUGGGAUGGUUAUGUUGAGAGAAGUGGAUGAUUUGGCUAAAUCGUGGUUGGAUGGUUGCUAAAUUUAUCGAGCAGCCAGAGGGCCCAGAUCAGUGGCGAUUGCUGGCGCUAUUGAGGGAUUGCGGCCGUCGUUGCUGUCCCUGGAGAUACGGGUUAUUUGUAAACAUCAAGAUCAGGGAUCCAUCGUCACUUUUCAUUGCCGGAGAUCGGGUUUGCGAGGCGCCGCCGUGACGAGAUCUGCAACAGAGGACGCCAUCGACGGGGGAGAAAUAGCUUGGUAGAGGCGUAGUGACAGUGUGGAGAAGGUGAGUUUCACGAGGAAGAAGGCGGCUUUCCGUCAGCGAGAUUGGUAGACGAACCACUCCUAUUGUUCGACGCCUGCAAUGGAUCAUUCGCCAUGGAUGCGGUUUCUUCAUCUCCGGCCUUGGAGGCCGCGAUCCGAGCUAUGACGGAGGGACGACGGAGUUGAAACGCGGUGUGGUUUUUGAUUUUACAAGGAAAUCGGCAGGAGAGAAGAAGAAUCGAUAUCUAGUGAGAAUGUGAAGGAGACGAGGGUUGGUGGGCUAAAUAUAUUUUAAUGUAAUUUUAAUUUUAUUAAAUUUUAGGUAAGUUUACCUUUAUACAUGUUGUUGUUAUACUAUCCAGUUCUUUUCAUAUUCCCCAGGCUCCUCUCAGCCACAGCCUGCGCAGGAGUGAGAAGAUAAAAAAAUAUCUCUGCCAAACUUCUUUCCUUCUUCCCUUCUGCUCUCAGUCGAGCUCGCCGACUCUGCAACUCUCUGCAGGUAGCAAAACGGGCGCCGAAGUAGUAGCGGCAGAAGAGAAGGAGAGGAAAGAUCCAUACUCUGUUUUCUGCAGCUGCUGAUUUACCUUGGAUUGCCUUUCUUCCCCCAGCUAAUCUCCUUCCAUAUUCUCCGGUAAGUUGAAGAACCGCACUCACUGACUCUUUCUUUUUUUAAGCUUCAAUCUCUUCCGUUUCUGCCGAUUUUUAGCUUUCAAUCUCUUCCAACGGCGAAGCCCCUGGCUGCUUGCUUCGAUUUGGCUUUUCGAAUCACCGCCGGCUGCUUCGGACUCGGUUUUUUUGGUUUACAAUUCGUUAUCGGUACUUUCGUUGAGCGAUUUUCCUGUGUCGAGUUCCUUCCUUGCUUCUUUUGAUUUUGAAUUCCGGCUUCGUCGGAAAAUUCUAGAAUGAAGUCCGAAAGUGGGGAAGAUGUGAAGUGCUUGAUUUUAGGAUUGGUAUUAAUUGCAGUUCAUGCUCAUUUAAUAAUUCCGUCAGUAGCUAUCGAUAGUAGUUGCACUUUUUUUUAUUAUAUCCUCCAAGAUUUGCUUAAUUGCCGUCCAGUCCAGUGACGACUUCUGCGGGAUUUCAUGAGGCGUACUGGAUUUUUCCAUUUCUAGCUCGAAAGUUGAAUUUUUUUUCAAUGGUGCUUCCGUUGACCAAAAUAUUGACUGUACCAUGCCUUCUCCUCCUCAAGCCACAAAAAGUAACGUAACGUCUCUGUUUCUUAUUUAUUUAUUUAUUAUUAUUAUUAUUAUAAUAAAAAUAGGUUGUUGUCGACUUAUCGGUCAUAUGAUGGAUUGUUUUGUGAGUAUAUUGUAAUUUUCCUUCUACAGUAGUAGCGUCUUGCAAUUCGGUUAAAAGGACUAGGAGUAGGAGACCACCCAUUCAGCUCAGCUAACAUCUAUUGAUUCCUUGAGGUCUCAAAUCUGGUCCCUGUUAUUUGUGUUUUGAACACAUCAGUCCCCCUACAAUUUGCAUGCCGUGUUUGGAUUUAGGGAUAGUGCCCAAAAAGUGAUCCUAAAUAUCGCGUAUCUUUGUUCGUCUGAAUAAACAUUAGAAAACAAAAAGGAUGACAAAAUUACACCACCUUAAGUUGAGAACAGAAAUACGGCAGCCCGUUCAGAGAAAAAAAGUGCGAAUGCAUUAUUUUAUUUUAUAGGAGUCCUUUUCGUGGAUCAGUGACAAAUGACAAAAUUUUAAACGAAGAAUAUUCAGAGCUCUUUUUUGCUUUCUUGAUGACAACCUCUUGGCUAUUUGCUAAAGCUACAGUAUUACCUGUGCAUCGGUUGAUAAGUAUAUGGCUGUCCGUCACUUUUAAAUGCUGUUUUCCUAGCUAGGGUCGCUGCUGCUGUAAGCUGCUUAAAGUAGGCUCUUUCUCUUUACUAAUAGAUAAAAAACAAAGUCACUUUUAGCUCUCGCAUCCAUUUUUUUUUUUUUUACUUCUGUGGCGGGGAACGAGAUUCUGCUAGAUUCCAGCCAGAAUUGUACGAACGAAUUUGUGCAGAAAAGGUUCAGUUUUUUUUUUCUUUCUAAAAAGACUGAAAGAGAAGUAGGCCUAGAGGUAAUUUUAGGGUAAAUUUUUUUACCACUAUGAACAAUUGUCUAGAAAAAGAAUUUUAAACCAUGAGAUGCUUGUUGUCUGGUUUGUUUAUCUUUGGUUAGGGUCGGUUUUGUAAAAAUGUGUUUUUUUUGUGUGUGUGUGAAGAAGAUUGAUGAGUUAAUUUAUAAUGCUGGGGAGUUGAAUGAAAUCAUUAUCAUCUCUAGAUCUUGACAGGCAGAGAAUGCCGGAAAGCGGGUGUCAGCUAAGCCGCCGGGUCCUUUUUGCAACUAUUUUAAUUACCACCAUGUGAACACAAUUAUAUCACGCGUAACCCUAACCUACCUAACCCACCUCGCCAUACAAACUUUACAAAUAUGCUUCAAUAAUUGAACAUAAAGGGCCCUGGAUUACAAUUAACAGAUAAAAAGAAAAGCUGGCUUGUUUCUACAAUCCUGCCUUCUAUCUACCAUUCAACUGUCUGUUUGACACUAGGUUUUGCUAGAUGCGAUCUGACUCUAAUGCUCUUCUUGUGAGCACGCAUUUAUAGAGGUUGGUUGUUGUCGGGGGGUUCGGACACAAAAGCCUUUGUGGUUGUUGGAUAGACACGAUGAUAAUUUAUUUUCAAAAUUCUCACUGCGUUCAUUUAAAAGUUAGGAUUCUCUUUGCACUCGAUCAAUGGCUCACAUCCUCUGCAAGCACGUGCUCAUAGAUCGUCUUGUGAGCACUAUAACCGGAUUGUGAUAGAUGACUAACGUCAUUGUUGCCAUUUCUUUUUAUAUGACUAUAUUUAUAGCAGUACCAAUGAAAAAUAUUAUAAAAAAAAAAGGAAAUUGGUAGCAUGUCGUUCCCCAUUUCCAUAAACGAAUGAGUAAUGUAGAUGCUAUUUCGUGAAUUUUUCUCUUUUCUCAUGCGAUUCUUCAAGUUUUGUUGGGUCCAUCCAUCAAAAACUUCACUUUCUUCUCCCAUAACAACUUUUUUUAUUCGGUGGAAGAACAGAUGGUGAUAAUACUGGAAGAGAAAAGCAUGUACUUAUAGAGAGAACAACCAAAAUGCAUUUAAUCCCUCCCCGGCCCUCUCCUAUCCUUCCCAUCACCAAUUUCCCCGGCCCGUAGCAACCACCAUCAAUACUGCUCUUUUUCUUUUCUGUUUUUAGCUUCUAGCCACUCAGGGUUCUUGUUCAGUUCCACAUGAAAUGAAAGGUAGAGUAGAAGAUGAACACUCGCACUGUCACUAUCCUUUUUCUGGGGUUUUUUUUUUUUUUGUCUCUUCCGUCCCAUUUUGUUGAGUGUUCAUUAUUUAUGAACGUUCUUACCUACUUUUCCCGUUUCGUCGUUCCUUUUGGAACCUCCCUUAUUGUUUUUCCCACCAUUUUUGGGUUUGUCCCGGUGGCUUCAGAGGUUGUUAGGGUAUGAACGUGGACUCUGACUCUGGGUUGUUGCCUUGUUGGAAAGUGGAAAGCAUGUCAGCGGCAGCUGUGGAUUUGUUUGGGGCUGUGCCUGUGAUAGGAAAACACCAAAAACCAUUUCACUUCCCUUUGCCCACCUACCGUAAAUUUAUCUUGUUUAUAUUUCCUAGUUGAUUAACAUGUGAUCUUGUAUUCUAAGGUAUAUAUGCAUGUCCUGUUAUGGUCUCUCAUUGAAUAAUAUAUCUGCUUUGAUUUCGGUCAUGUGUUGAUUUUGGGUUUAGGUGUUUGGUGAAGCAAGGAGAGAUCAGCCCAAGCUUUAAGGAAGCAGGGUUCUGGCUGACUGCUAAGUGUGUUGUGGCGAUGGCGGGGGAGGAGAUUAACCAGAAGCUUUUAACAAAAACUGUUGAGGCAGAAGUCGAGGAAAUACCCUUGAAGUCCAAGAUAUGGACGGAGGCCAAGAAGAUGUGGAUUGUGGCUGCCCCAGCUACCUUCACCAGGUUCUCUACCUUCGGAAUCAAUGUCGUCAGUCAGGCUUUCAUCGGCCAUAUUGGGUCGACUGAACUCGCUGCUUAUUCCCUUGUCUUCACUGUCCUCCUGAGAUUCGCUAAUGGUGUCCUGCUGGGAAUGGCUAGUGCAUUGGAAACUCUUUGUGGGCAAUCAUUCGGCGCGAAGCAGUACCACAUGCUGGGAGUGUACCUGCAGAGGUCGUGGAUCGUUUUGAUCAUGUGCGCGACUCUGAUGCUUCCGAUAUUCAUCUUCACCACUCCACUCCUGGAGUUACUGGGCCAAGAGGCUUAUAUUGCAGAAGUUGGAGGAACUAUUUCACUAUGGUUGAUCCCAGUGAUGUUCGCCUCCAUUCCUUCCUACACCUGCCAGAUGUUCCUUCAGGCACAGAGCAAGAACGUGCUCAUUGCAUAUUUGGCUGCAGCUUCCAUGGCCAUCCACUUGGUCCUUUCCUGGCUGUUGACCAUAAAGUACAGGUAUGGGAUCCCAGGAGCAAUGAUAUCCACGAUUCUAGCUUAUUGGAUCCCCAAUAUAGGUCAGCUCUUCUUUGUUACUUGUGGUGGUUGCCGUGAGACGUGGAAGGGUUUAUCGUUCUUGGCAUUUAAGGAUCUGUGGCCUGUUGUCAAACUCUCUGUUUCAUCUGGUGCCAUGCUUUGCCUUGAGCUCUGGUACAACACAGUGCUAGUGCUUUUGACAGGGAACAUGGAGAAUGCCGAGGUUGCUAUCGAUGCUCUUGCUAUCUGCCUCAACAUCAAUGGAUGGGAGAUGAUGAUCUCACUUGGUUUCUUAGCAGCUGCCAGUGUGAGGGUUUCAAAUGAGCUCGGGAGGGGCAAUGCCAAAGGCGCCAAGUUCGCCAUUGUGAUGACAGUUGCAACCUCAUUCAUCAUUGGAGUAGUGCUAUUCCUAGUGUUCCUAUUCUUGAGAGGGAAGGUUGCUUAUUUGUUUACGGAAAACGUGGAAGUAGUCCGUGCCGUCUCCGAUCUCUCACCACUACUGGCCUUCUCCAUUCUCCUCAACAGCAUUCAACCCGUCCUAUCUGGCGUUGCUCUUGGAGCUGGAUGGCAGAGUAUUGUUGCAUACGUCAACAUAGCUUGCUAUUACCUUGUUGGUAUCCCAGUUGGAGUUGUUCUUGGAUAUGUGUUUGACAUGCAAGUCAAAGGUGUCUGGAUAGGAAUGCUGUUUGGAACAUUCAUCCAAACAAUCAUUCUCAUUGUGAUCACCUACCGAACUGACUGGGACAAACAGGUUCUUCUUGCUCGCAACCGUGUCAACCGGUGGUACACACCAGUAGCAGAACCUGAGGAGCAAAGUUUGGUGUCUUCCUAGGUUUCAACUACCAGUAGAAACUAGUAACUUAGAUUGUUGUGUGGCAAAUUCAUCCCAUCUAGUCCAAGCAUCUCUUCACCCUUUCAUCCUAAUUUUGCUUUUUGUUACUGCAGAGUAACAAAAAAAAUCUGUAGACUAGUAGUAUCUCCAUUUCCCAUUAAUGGCAAAAAAAUUGUAUCACAUCCU